Molecule: messenger RNA, 5434 nt
Organism: Cebus imitator (Panamanian white-faced capuchin)
Lineage: Eukaryota; Metazoa; Chordata; Mammalia; Primates; Cebidae
Gene: GPR101
Product: G protein-coupled receptor 101
Exons: 1
Coding region: 79-1605 (508 amino acids)
Biological process (GO): adenylate cyclase-activating adrenergic receptor signaling pathway
Cellular component (GO): membrane
Molecular function (GO): G protein-coupled receptor activity
Source: RefSeq, a predicted model, not a curated record
GAGGUCUGUGCACCCCUUUGCCGCCCACGGGUGCCCGAGCUGAGCCUGCACCCUGUCUCACACCCUCUGGCUGUUGCCAUGACGUCCGCCUGCACCAACAGCACGCGCGAGAGUAACAGCAGCCACACGUGCAUGCCCCUCUCCAAAAUGCCCAUCAGCCUGGCUCACGGCAUCAUCCGCUCAGUCGUGCUGCUUAUCUUCCUCGUCGCCUCUUUCGUCGGCAACAUAGUGCUGGCGGUAGUGUUGCAGCGCAAGCCGCAGCUGCUGCAGGUCACCAACCGUUUUAUCUUUAACCUCCUCGUCACCGACCUGCUGCAGGUUUUGCUCGUGGCCCCCUGGGUGGUGGCCACCUCUGUGCCUCUCUUCUGGCCCCUCAACAGCCACUUCUGCACCGCCCUGGUUAGCCUCACCCACCUGUUCGCCUUCGCCAGUGUCAACACCAUUGUCGUGGUGUCAAUAGAUCGCUACCUGUCCAUCAUCCACCCUCUCUCCUACCCAUCCAAGAUGACCCAGCGCCGUGGUUACAGGCUCCUCUACGGCACCUGGAUUGUGGCCAUCCUGCAGAGCACCCCUCCACUCUACGGCUGGGGCCAGGCUGCCUUUGAUGAGCGCAAUGCCCUCUGCUCCAUGAUCUGGGGGUCCAGCCCCAGCUACGCUAUUCUCAGCGUGGUGUUCUUUAUGGUCAUUCCACUGAUUGUCAUGAUUGCCUGCUACUCGGUAGUGUUCGGUGCAGCACGGAGGCAGCAUGCUCUGCUGUACAAUGCCAAGAGCCACAACUUGGAGGUGCGAGCCAAGGAAUGUGUGGAGAAUGGGGAUGAAGAGGGAGCAAAGAAGAAGAAGAAGUUCCGGGGUAAAACUGAGUUUCACCUCCAGGAUGAAGGUGAGGUCAAGGCCAAGGAGGGCAGCAUGGAAGCCAAGGACAGCAGCCUGAAGGCCAAGGAAGGAAGCACAGUGACCAGUGAGGGUAGUGUGAGGGCCAGGGGCAGCAAGGAGGUCAGAGAGAGCAGCAUGGUGGCCAGCAACGGCAGCCUGGAGGGUAAGGAAGGCAGCACCAAAGCUGAGGGGAAAAGCAUGAAGGCAGACAAGGGUCGCACAGAGGUCAACCAGUGCAGCAUUGACUUAGGUGAAGAUGACAUGGAGUUUGGUGAAGACUACAUCAAUUUCAGUGAGGAUGAUGUCGAGGCAGUGCACCUCCCCGAGAGCCUCCCACCCAGUCGUCGCAACAGCAACAGUGACCCUCCUCUGCCCAGAUGCUACCAGUGCAAAGCUGCUAAAGUGAUCUUCAUCAUCAUUUUCUCCUACGUGAUAUCCCUGGGGCCCUACUGCCUUUUAGCAGUCCUGGCCCUGUGGGUGGAUGUCGAAACCAAAGUACCCCAGUGGGUGAUCACCAUAAUAAUCUGGCUUUUCUUCCUGCAGUGCUGCAUCCACCCCUACAUCUAUGGCUACAUGCACAAGACCAUUAAGAAGGAAUUCAAGGAUGUGCUGAACAAGUUAUUCUGCAAGAAAAAGCCCCCAAAAGAAGAUAGCCGCCCAGACCUGCCUGGAACCGAAGCUGGGACUGAAGGCAAGUUCGUCCCUUCCCACGAUUCUGCUACUUCUCCUUGAAGUAGUUCUAAGGCAAACCUUGAACUGUCCAUAAGAGCAGCUUUCUUUUCAAUGGACCCACAAUCCAUUAAUGCCAAACCAUACCAUUUCAGGCAAAGGUGUUGCACACAUGCUCUUCACCACAAGGUAGAUAAAUACAUGGAAGAGGCAGGAACUGGGGUCUUUCCUUAAAAGCAUGAACUUGAGGAUUCUGACUUAAGUUUUUCUCCCAAAGAUUAUUAGGCUCCAAAUUUCUUAAAGCAGCAAGUGCUGCCCAUUUUGGACGUGUACUUGGUAUUCUGUCUUUCCAGAGCUACAACAUGCUAACUUUAUCUCUGAGGGAAAGGGAAGUUGAUGCCUGUGAACUUAAGGACUUUUUGGCCCUUGGGCUAGGGCUAUAGCUUACGUUCAACUGAAAGAAAGGUGAUGGACCAAAUCAUUCAUGAAGCCCAAGAAACAGAACCUAAUGGACUGAUCAACAUAUAAGCCAAAUUCUGAACUGAACAGCCCCACAGUUGGGUGCAAAGACUGUUAUGCAAACUAAAACAAAAGACUUUGUGCAGUUAAAAUCUCAAGAAGGUUUCUAGAUCCCCUAAAGAGAUCCAGAAAAGUAGAAGGGCAUGUAUGAAAUGGGAAGCUAGUCCAAGGGAAAAGAUCGAGAAAUAACACAUAUCCGGGGGGGGGGGGUUGUUCCUAUAAAAUCUUGGGUUUAUGCAUGGGCUGGGACUGAGGUCAUUAAGUGCAAAUGGAAAAUUGUCAAUUGACACAAAUAUUUUCUGUCUUGUGUUGAAUGAUAGCAGGGAGGAAAUCAUGCCACUAUUUUACAACUUCCUUAUGUGACUGAAUUGAGAUGAUGGUAAGAAAUCUUCAAAUCUCUGCCAGCAUUUGUUUUCUUUUGGUUUGUUUUUUUUAGUCUUUUUAGACUAAAGUCUUUUUUAGUCAAACAGUAUUUAUAGAAAAAAGGAAAUUCAACGUGAGAUCAUAGUUAGUAAAUAUGAUCUCCAUAUGGGGAGUAAGGAAGGCAGAAUGAACAGUUUUCUUCCUCAAGGCACACCCAUGAGUCUUUUCCACCUGUGGCUCUUUUUAAAGCUUUUAAGUUCUCUGCAGAUGUGAGAGAGAAAUAUCAGAGAGUCAGAAAUGACAAAGACGAUGGUUUCAUAAUACCUGGAAAACAGCUGACCUAUUCCAAACAGUCCUUAAAUCAAAGCAUUCAGGUCAGACGUAUGCUAAUUAUUGCUGUUGAAAUGUAUCACAUUGGAAAAACUUUUACAAUAUCUAAAUUAUCCCUAGGGUCAAUUUACAGGAAAAUCUCUCAAAUCCCGAAACCCAAAAUCACUAUGGGCAAGGAUAUAUGUAUAUAUUUCUGAGGGCAUGGCCAUAUCUAUAUAACCAAGUAACAUGGAACCAAAAAAACAGUCAAGCCAGUGUUUUGAUCCUCCCAUAGAACAAGUUAAAGCAACUCUAAAGCCAAUCAACUGUUCAUGUAGAAACCCACUGUUAAUAUGGAUGGAGGGAGUUUUUGGUUGAAAAUGGUUAAUCAGGUAGUUGCAUGAUGUAAAAUGAUCAUCUUCAGAGUUUAGCCUGAUUCUUGUGUGAUUGCCGUGCCUUUAUUAGAACUCAAGUUUCAUUUAAAUAAAUGCCCAGCUCAUUUAUAUUCUUUUAUCUCUUCCUCCUCACAGAUUUCAACAUGAGCUUCUCAAGGGGGAGAGGUAAACAGCAAUGUAUUAGGACUGAGACUAACUCUGCAUGGAAUUUGGGAUUGCCAUGUUCAGAAUUUAGGAAAGGAGAGGGAAUAGAACCAAAUAACAUAGAGAUGACUCAUCAAACAAAAAUACCACGAUAACAUUAUUAAUUUCAACUCCAUUAAUUUGAAACUUGUAGUUAUUCAGACAAGGCAUGGGGGCUGAAGUUUACCCUGACACUAUCAUUUAUUUUUCUACCAAAAUGCAUAAAGUGAAUUAACAGUUAUAAAUUUGUUCUACUAAUUUAUCGCCAAACUCUUGUACUUACCUAUCCUUAAAGGAUAUCUGGGUGAAUAAAUGGCCUAUGUGAUCAAUCCUUCUAUGGGGGAGGGGUAGUGCCUUAAGAUCUGUUCAAAUGGUCAAAGGAGUUCAAGGUGGCUGUAGCCUAUCCUUUGAGUAGAAAUGUUUACUUGGGUAAGAAACAGGACUUCAAACGUAAGUGUGUUUCCAAAUAUUGUGUUGAAACUGAACCUCUUAUUUUAUUUUUAAAGCUGACCCCUUCAAAGUGUAUCAGAGAAAAUUGUUUGCCAAAAUCCCAAAUCAAAAUGGAACCAGAACCUGUACGAGUAUGGUAAGUCCAUUUAACAGCACACACAACAUUCUCAAGGGCACCGAGAUUCCUUACUACCCUGCUUUCCUUUUUGAAGUUCCUCUUUUCCUUAUUUUAGUCAUUGUCCAUUAUUUUGGUAAAUUGAAUUCCUCAAAAGUAAAGACGUUUUGAAAAUAUGAACCUGGAAAAGAGGACCUUUUAAUUAAGAGCAUCCUGCUUUGAUGACAUAUUCUUCUUAAUGAACAAUAAGGCCUCUGGUUAACCUGGAGAUAGCAAGUACUUGAAAUUUUUUGCUAUUUUGAGUAAAGCACUAUCACUUUAAUGAGGUUUUACUGCACACACUGUUUUGUCAUUUGAAAAUCUGAAAGCACACACAAAAAAGUCAUCAUUAGCCUCACAGAACCUCAUAUGCAAUAGCUUUCCCUAAAUGUUUUUAAGGGAUGUAUUCUUUUGCCAAAGCCACUUCAUAUGUGCAGUAAAAAAAAUCCCAUUAAAGUACAGGGGCCAGACAAACCAGUCUAUGAAAUGAUGUGAUUUUAAAUUUAAUGAUUUUCCUUAUUUAAGUAUAAUAGAGCAUCUAGUUUGCCAAGAAGUCGCAGGUGCUUUGACUAACACACCAAUUUCUACAAGCUUGGGAAGGCAGUAAUAGGGAGCGAGCCCUGGGCUUCUGUGACUUCUAUGAUGCUAGGGUCCCGCUUCUCUGGCACACUACAAGUAGCAGCUGCUUGAAAGGCCUCUGCACUUUCAGCUCCCUGCCUACCUCUUGCCGUCAGCCCACUGCCUUCACCCGCCUCACUCCCUCUCCCUCUGCUGCACCGGCCCUUCAGGAACAAUCCAUGCUUGAAGUUCUGUGUAUUCACCUACCCCCCAUCCAUCCCUUCCCAACCCAGAGCUGACAGAUUCACAGGGACCUGUGGGCCUAUGGAAACAGGGAAGGAGAGAAGUGAGCCAUAGGAGUGACCAGCAAUUAAAGGUAUUUUUCUGUCUCCUACCCAACUCCAAUAUAAUUUAGAGAUGACGGGAUACCUACUUCAAAUUCAAGAGGUAAGGAAAAGUGCCAUUUAUUAUUAAGGAGAAGGUAGACAGCUCAUUUUUUACCAAAAAAGCACUCGAUAUUACACAUCACUGGAGGAAUAGUCAAUCCUGUCAAUGCUGUCCAAUUAUUUCAGCANAAAAAAAACACUAAAAAAUCUUUUACCUACAAAAUUAUAAGGUGCCCAACAUUGCCUUGUUUUUUUUCCUGUUAGCACAAUAGUUAAGGUAUAGGGCCUGCAACAUUGCAUUAUUUUAUACAUAAUUAGCCAAUUAAACUAGGUAAAGUUACUUCAAAAAGAUUUGUUCAUACUACCUAAAGAAUAAUUUACAAGAUUAAACUAGGCUGACUUAAACUUUGCCAAAAAGCUCUUAAAACUGUCUAAAAUACAUCAUUUGGAAGAAAAAAAAAUGCAUCAUCUGGUAAUUUGAACUCAAGAUAAAAUCCUCACGAGUCAUUGGGAUGAAACAAUUUAAACUCCUGGAUGGUAUUUUUCUCUCACAACCAACUUGCCCAAUCUUUUGA